Molecule: messenger RNA, 1656 nt
Organism: Hemicordylus capensis (graceful crag lizard)
Lineage: Eukaryota; Metazoa; Chordata; Lepidosauria; Squamata; Cordylidae
Product: C-type lectin domain family 4 member K-like
Exons: 12
Coding region: 700-1437 (245 amino acids)
Source: RefSeq, a predicted model, not a curated record
CCUCCGUGUAGGCCGCAGUGAAGCCUGAACUCGAGUAGGGCCCAAGCAAGCCAGGAAGGAGGAGGCAGCCAGAGUGUUCUCUGCAGCAGAAGACACCUUGCUGCCCUGCUUAACCCAGACCAGCAUUUGCCAGCUGCUGCUAAAGUCUUCUGAAAGAAUGGAAAGGAAGGAUUUAUCGGUGGGUGACUGUUUUGUGGAUUUGGUUCAGGAAGAUAAGCAGUUGGCUGAGGUCAAGGAUGGAAAUCUAUGAGUAUUCAGGGUACAGAUGUUUCAGGUAGAGUGUAUCCUACCAAAGAAAACCACAUGGCUCUGUGGGCACCAGGAGUCGACACCGACUUAAUGACACAACUUUACUUUAGUAUCCCCACAGACAGAAUACAGGAUUAAAUGACAUGGCAAUCAGAAUGAGCAGAUAAAACAGCAUUCACAGCAUAUAAAAUGGCUCAGGAGAUCACAGAUGGCACAGAAAAAGCAAAUGAAGAGGACGAGCCAGCUCUUCACACUGAUCGUGUGAAGAGCCUUUCUGUCUUUCAGAUAGGCUUUUCUUUGCUUUUUCACUUCAGUGAAAAGUGAUGGUUCCCAGUCUAAAAAUGAAAAGUACUGAGACUGAAAGACCAAUGGAAAAUGUUUACUAGAGAUAUGCAUUGAAGAAAAAUGAAUUUGCUGGAUCUGUUUGUUCUCCUGUGUAAAUGAUCUUGCAUGGGACUACUGGAUGAUACUGCUAAAAAACUAGAACAUGAUAUUGACUUGGCAAAGGGUCUUGGCAAACUCGUGUGCCUUCUCCUGUUCUUCGCUGCAGCAGUGAUGGCAUUUCUGUGUUAUCUUGAAUAUGAAAAGAAAAGAGGAAUAUCCAUUGGAUUGAAGAGGAUACGAAAACACAUGAUUAUCUUCAAUCCAGCUCUCGAAGGGAAGUCUGAUGUUGAAAUACUCACUGCAGCGGAUGAGUUGGCACUGUCUGUGACAAACUUAGAAGAACGAAUUGAAAAAGUGCACGCCUCCUUUGAUGACAUCGUCCAGAAGAUACAGGACGGGUGGAAGAUUUUUAAUAAGACCCUCUUUUACUUUACCAAGGAGGUGACUUUUUCUGAGUACAAAGCUGAGUGUCAAGGGAAGAAACUUCAGUAUAUUGAGUUUCGGCAGAAUUCUCAAGAACUGCAGGAUUUUGUACAGAAGCAAGCUGCAAGGUUAGGUAAAGGUAUCUGGGUUCCAGCGGAAAAGCAAAAGACUGAUGAUCCCUUUCUGUGGUCUGAUAAUGGUGGAAACACUAGUGGACACUACUGGAUGCCUGGAAAUCCUAGUAACGGUGCCCAUGAAUACUGCAUUCAAAUUCCAGAUGAUUGCAAAACAAGCCCAAAAUGCUGGGAUGAUAUUCAGUGUGCUUCCAAGAAAAUUGGAAUGUGUCAAAUGAGCCCAGAUAAAAGGUGGAUGGAGUCUUAGGUUCCAGAUUCCUCAUUCUCCAUGCAAAGGAGGAAAAUGGAUCCAGCCUAAUGAAAAAGCCAAUGGUUAUUCCAGUAAUCUUGCCACCUCUUGAGAACAGGGUGUGAAAAGCUCAACUCUGAAGUACAGCAUUUGAAAGCACCGGUUGUGGGGGGGAUACUUUAUUCUUUAUCCAACAAUGCUGUAGAUGGGCACAAAAAUAAAGAGUGAAACAUGUCA